Populus nigra (black poplar) is the source of this 1328-nucleotide messenger RNA. RefSeq names its product 26S proteasome non-ATPase regulatory subunit 7 homolog A. The transcript has 10 exons. Gene Ontology annotation, molecular function: metallopeptidase activity; protein binding. The coding region runs from base 120 to 1052 and encodes 310 amino acids. Gene Ontology annotation, cellular component: proteasome regulatory particle; proteasome complex. The record is from RefSeq and is a predicted model, not a curated record. Gene Ontology annotation, biological process: proteasome-mediated ubiquitin-dependent protein catabolic process. Lineage: Eukaryota; Viridiplantae; Streptophyta; Magnoliopsida; Malpighiales; Salicaceae.
CACCGCAUCGAAGAGAAGAAAAUAAAAAACAAAAUCACUUCACAUCACUUGCGAAAACAAACGAUUUCCUAGCGAACAAGCAUCGUCGAGUCGUUCAGUUUCUAGGUAAGAAACUAAGAAUGGAUGUGAUAAAAACGCAACAGAUAUCGGCGAGACCAAUCGAGAAAGUGAUAGUGCACCCUCUAGUACUGCUCAGCAUCGUUGAUAACUACAACAGAGUAGCUAAGGACACCCGCAAACGUGUCGUUGGGGUCUUGCUUGGCUCCAGUUUCAAGGGCACCGUCGAUGUAACUAACAGUUAUGCAGUGCCAUUUGAAGAAGAUGACAAGGACCCAAGCAUCUGGUUUCUUGACCACAAUUACCACGAAUCAAUGUUUUCCAUGUUCAAAAGAAUAAAUGCCAAGGAGCAUGUCGUGGGGUGGUACAGCACUGGGCCAAAACUGAGGGAAAAUGACCUGAAGAUUCACGGAUUAUUUAACGAUUAUGUUCCAAAUCCUGUCUUGGUCAUAAUUGAUGUCCAACCAGAAGAGUUGGGAAUACCCACAAAAGCAUACUAUGCUGUUGAAGAGGUAAAAGAGAAUGCUACCCAGAAAAGUCAGAAGGUGUUUGUUCAUGUGCCAUCAGAAAUUGCUGCCCAUGAUGUCGAGGAAAUUGGUGUAGAACACUUAUUGAGGGAUGUGAAGGACACAACUAUCAGUACUCUUGCAACUGAGGUUACUGGGAAACUCGCAGCGUUGAAAGGGUUGGAUGCUCGACUAAAAGAAAUACGUGGUUAUCUUGACCUUGUUAUCGAAGGAAAGCUCCCAUUAAACCAUGAGAUUCUGUACCAUCUACAGGAUGUGUUCAACCUGCUUCCAAACCUUAACGUGGCAGACUUGAUCAAGGCUUUUGCAGUGAAAACAAAUGAUAUGAUGUUGGUUAUCUAUCUCUCUUCACUCAUCCGAAGUGUGAUCGCUCUCCACAACUUAAUCAGCAACAAGAUGCUCAACAAAGAACAUGAGAAAGCAGAAGACUCGAAGCCUAUCAUUGUACCUUCUGUUGCAGGAAUCUAGAUAUGGUAAUUUCCACAGCCUGGAUUUUCUGUAGUUGCCUGUUCUCUAGAGAUUAAUUGCAUUUACUUAAUUUCUCUCUAGUUACUCAAAGCCUCAGAUAAUCUUGUAUUUUGUGGUGCAAGAAAGGGGGAGUCUCUAGGGGUUAUACUGGAAAACAUCGCUCGAAGUUGUUUUCUUGUGAUUGAAAUACAGUAUUAAAAUUCAUUUUGAUGUCCUCAACAGUAUUUGCAAAAUUCUAACUUGAUGAUUGACAGAUGCUCAUUCUUUGGCAUUAAA